This is a messenger RNA of Lethenteron reissneri (Far Eastern brook lamprey), 6100 nucleotides long. RefSeq lists its product as uncharacterized. Gene Ontology annotation, molecular function: DNA binding. The record is from RefSeq and is a predicted model, not a curated record. Lineage: Eukaryota; Metazoa; Chordata; Hyperoartia; Petromyzontiformes; Petromyzontidae. Gene Ontology annotation, cellular component: nucleus.
GGCGCCACGUGUCUCAGGCGCGCCUGCUCCGUGCGAACGAGUUACGGACAUCCUUCGUACCACGCACACAAAAGUUGAAGAUUCAUUUAUAAAGUAAAUCAAUUAAAGUAAGCGUUGACGUGGCAGCAGGCGUCGCAUCAUUGACGUACUUCUCGAGGGUGAGUGAAACGAAGUUUUCUAAAAGAAAAGUUAUUCUCAAAGGCGAGUUUUUAGGGGUACAGUGAUCCCUCGCCACUUCGCUGUUCAAGUUUCGCGGCCUCAGUGCAUCGCGGAUUUUUCAAAAAUAUUCAUCGAAAAAUAAAAAUUCAAAAAUACCGCCAUAUCGGCAGCCGUAUUGCGGAAAGCAGCGUUGUUUCAUCGUGAUGCGCGAGAGAAACGGUUUCCCAGGAUGCCAGACAAAGAGAGAAACUCUCUCAGAGGCUUUGUACAUAUCCACGGGCACUCAGACAAGGCACGUGAUUGGUUCCCGGCGCGAGAUUGACUAAUGAGAGCACGAGUGGAUGUAUCCCGUGAGCUGAUUGGCUGCUCAUCAUUGCAUUCUCUCCCAGCUUCUUCCCUUGUUGUACAGUGAUCCCUCGCCACUUCGCGGUUCAAGUUUCGCGGCCUCAGUGCAUCGCGGAUUUUUCGAACUGAUUUAAAGGCCUCAUUAUACCUGUGCAGUAACACCAUCAUCAUCAUCAUUCAUCAUCACAUUCAUCGAACUGCACAGGUCUGUCAUCGUCGUCAUUGUCAUCGUCAUUGUCAUCGUCGUCGUCAUUACUCAAGAUAUUACUGUCAUUGGUGAGUGUAGAACACCAUAAUACGUAUCGUAUGAGAGAGAGAAAGUGAAUGUAUAAUAUUAAGGUUUUAUAAUUAAAUAGAUUUAAGUAAAAUAUAUAUAUAAAGUAUAAAUAUACAUAUUUUAAACAUUCUGGUACCCACACACAUAUACGGAAAUCCUACUUCGCGGAUUUUCACCUAUCGCGAGGGGUUCCGGUCCCCAUUAACCGCGAUAAACAAGGGAUCACUGUAUCUCACCACUCGUUCACGCUGUCAACUGUGUCUCGCGUAUCUUAGUGUUGUGUUCGAAAUUAACUUUUCGUUAAGCCCUUACAAUGCCUCCUAAGCGCCGUGCCCCUGCGAAAGAUUCCUCUAGUGAGCCCAAGAGGAAGAGGAAGAUGAUGACCAUCAGUGAAAAGGUCAAACUUUUAGAUAUGUUAAAACAGGGCAGAAGUUAUGCCGUGGUGGCACGCCAUUAUGGAGUGAAUGAAUCGACAGUGCGCUACAUCAAAAAAGACGAAGCUGACAUCCGCAAAACUGCUGCAAUAAGCUUCAAUAAAGAAGCGAAACGUGUGGUAACUCCGCGUAAUAAGAGAAUUGUGAAAAUGGAAGCUGCAUUAGCCUUGUGGGUUGCUGAUUACAGGAAAAAAAACGUGAGUUUGGACACUAAUAUGAUCAGGACAAAGGCCAAAUCUCUCUAUGAUCAAACCUUGCCCGAUGACGACGACAAAGGAGAUGCUGAAGAAGCCGCUGAAGAUGAUCCUGACGAACUUCAAGCCAGUACUAGCUCUGCCACGAGUGAUUCGCCUCCUCGAGGACGAGGCUUUACAGCCAGCAAAGGCUGGUUCGAUAAAUUUCAAAAGAGAUACGGCCUCAAAAGCGUGCCUUUGUAUGGUGAGGCUGCCUCUGCCGAGACCGAUGCUGCUCGUCGUUACGUGGAGGAUGAGUUUCCUAAGCUCAUCAGUGAUGACGGCUACCUCCCUGAGCAAGUUUUUAACAUGGAUGAGACAGGCCUCUUUUGGAAGAGGAUGCCUUCUCGUACAUUCCUCUUCAAGGAUGAAGUGAAGAGGCCAGGCUUCAAGGCCCACAAGGACCGUGUCACUCUCAUCAUGUGUGGCAAUGCUGCAGGCUUUAUGCUUAAGCCAGGCCUUAUUUAUAAGGCCAAAAAUCCACGGGCCUUAAAAAACAAAAAUAAGGCUCUGCUCCCCGUGUAUUGGAUGCAUAACUCUAAGGCCUGGAUAACGAAAGCCCUGACUCUCGAAUGGUUCCUCCAUUGCUUCAUUCCCCAGGUGAAGCUGUAUCUGGCUCAGAAGGGCCUCCCUUUUAAGGUCCUUCUCUUGAUGGACUGUGCAGGAGGCCAUGCAACAGCCCUGCAAUAUGAUGGGGUUCAGAUCGAGUUUCUGCCCCCUAACACCACAUCUCUAAUUCAGCCGAUGGAUCAAGGUGUCAUUCGUGCCUUUAAGGCACUCUACACUCGUUCCACGAUGGAGGGCCUCAUUGCGGCAGUUGACGACGAGGAAGGCUUCACCUUGAAAAAGUACUGGCGUAACUACAACAUUGCGUCGUGCUUGACUAAUAUCCAGCAAGCAUUGAAGGACAUGAAAACUGAGACCAUAAAUUCUUGCUGGAAGAAAUUAUGGCCUAACGUGGUGCAUGACUAUGCAGGCUUCACUCCUGACGAAGUUCAUCACUCGGCGGUGGAGAAGGCGGUGAGGCUGGCUCGCAUCAUCAGGGAUGAAGGAUUCGUCGACAUGACGGAAGAAGACGUCAACGGCCUUAUCGAUGCCCACUCGGACCCACUGACAGAUGAAGACCUCCUUGAGAUGAUGAAGUCUGCAAGUGAAGAAGAAAGCGAAGAAGAGCAAGACGAAGAAAUUGAAGAGCGUGGCCUUACCCUGGAGAACCUGCAACAAUUGUGCAACAUGGCAAGGGCAAUGCAACGAUUUGCACAAGACAUCGACGAUAAUAUGGUUCGAGCUGUCGAGUUUAGCAACCGUGUUGACGGGGUUAUGUCCUUGUACAAGGGCAUUUUGCAGCAAAAGAAAAAACAACGACAGCAACUACCCAUCACCAUGUUCUUCUCCAAGAUGGGCCCUAAAAAGGUUCGUGAGAAAAGCCAAGCUACAAAGAAAAUGGUUAGGAUCACUAUUGACGUGAAAAAAGAGAUAAUAGAAAAGUAUGAAAGGGGCAUGCGCGUCACAGAUCUCGCGGUGGCAUACCGUAUGCCGAGAACGACAAUUUCGACGAUUGUGAAAAAAAAAGAAGCCAUCAAAUCAGCGAACGUUGCAAAGGGGGUGAAAUUUAUAUCAAAACAAAGAUCACAGACAUUAGAGAAAGUAGAAAAAUUGUUAUUAAUAUGGAUAAACGAAAAACAGUUGGCCGGCAAUAGUGUUUCAGAGGCUAUAAUUUGCGAGAAGGCUAAGAUGUUGCAUGCAGAUCUUUUAAAAGACAUGCCAGGAACGAGUGAAGAUGUUAGUGAAGUGUUUAAAGCCAGCCAUGGCUGGUUUGAUAAUUUUAAGAAGAGGACUGGCAUACAUUGUGUCAUGAGGCAUGGGGAGGCGGCCAGUGUCAACAAAGACGACUCAAAGGAAUUUGAUACCGAGUUUGGGGAGUUUGUAGAGGCUGAGGGUUUUAAUGGAAGAGGACUCUCCUUCCCAAAAAUAACAUCUCCUCCCCUUCCUCACCACCAUCCUCGUCGGCCAUCAACUCCUCUCUGCAAGUCUCUCUUUGGAUCCCACCAGGAUAUGGCGUGCGCGGUGGCCACCCCGGUGCUGGAGCCGAACGGGGACUUCCCGGCAUGGCUGGAGGCACAGGGCGUGAACACGGAGGUGGCCAGGGCCAUGGACUCAGAGCUGGGCAUCCGAGACUACGGGGUCCUGCGCGCCUGCGUCGGGGACGGCCUCGUGCGGGCCGAGCUGCUGGCCACGGCACGCGACCGCCUGCCCUUCGGCUUCUACGCUGUGCUGCGGCAGGUGGUGAAAGCCCUGCGGGGUGCCGAGCCCCACGAUGGCGCUGGGACGCCGCGCUGGGACGACGCCGCUGCCUCCUCUCCCGGCGACGUGACGCUGGGAGGCCUGGUGGAGGUGCUGCUCGCGCUGUUGAGCGGCUUGAGCCGGGAACUGCUGUUGUCCAUGCAGAGGUUGGAUAACGGGGACUAUCGAAAACGCCAAGUGGCUUCUUCCUUAUCAGCAGCUCGUGUUGCUUCUGAAGAUGAGCCAGCAGAAAUGGAUCAAUUUGAACAAAAUGGGGAGUCGGAAGAAACCUUAAUUCCAGCCUCGAAUGACAACAACUCCACUAUCAUUGCGGACCAAAUUAAAAUGGAACCCUUUCAAGCACUGGAGCAAGGAUCUGGAGAGAUGACUUUAAACGAGAUUCAUGACAAAAUGGGAGUGACCUCGGCUUCAGUCGCAGACGACUCGAUGGUGCAGAUAAAAACGGAGGCCCCAGAAGGUAUGAUUUCAAAUUCUGUAACCCCUUUGCUGUUUCCUGAAGCACUGGAACAAGGAUCAGAAGAGUUGACUUUAAACGAGCUUCAUGACAAAAUGGAAGUAACCUCGGCUUCAGUCGCAGACGACUCGAUGUUGCAGAUAAAAACGGAGGUCCCAGAAGACGAGGAGACUGUUGAACCCUCUUCGGGUUUCAUCAUCCGUCUCGUGAUGCCGAUGCAAGUCGACAGUCAAGUCGUAACCUCAUCAUCCCCACACGACGGAACCACACAAGGUCUGUCUGCUGGUAGCCACGUUUCCAGGACAGUUCCGUCAACGACAGCAACGAUAACACCGCCGCUGCCACCGGUAAUAACGACGGUAACCACAAUGACCGACAACGGCACUCAAAUUGACCGCUGCUUCGCGGAAAUGAAACCAGACAUGCAAGAGCAGUUCGCUCAGCCCAGAGCUUCGAUCAUCGCACAACAGCCAGCCGCGUCCACCAGAGGCAACAAGCUGUACUUCUGCAACCUGUGCGGCCAGGGUUUCACACAGAACGCCAUGCUCAAUAUCCACCUGCGCAAGCACACGUGCGAAAAGCUCUACAUAUGCGCCAUGUGCGGCCGAGGUUUUUCCAGCAGCACCAACCUGAACAUCCACGAGCGGACCCACACAGGCGAGAAACCAUACCGCUGCGGUGUGUGUGGACAGGCGUUCACGCAGCCCAACAGCCUCAAACGACAUCAGCGCAUGCAUACCGGCGAGAAGCCAUACCGCUGCGGAGUGUGCGGCCAGGCAUUCACGAGCAAGCCCAACAUGAUAUACCAUCAAGGCAAGCACCUGAGCCAGACACCGCCACAACCUCUGCCACCGCAGUGAUGAAUGGUUGUGCAAUGUGCUGAUGCAUACCUUCAAACACGAAAUGGGUUGUGUGUGACCUACGGUAUUAAUACUGAGACAGGGAUUUCCAUCACUACCAGGGGUGCUGCCCUAUGCAAACUUUCCUUGGUUAUCACCUCUACCUCCCUGUUCUAUUUUCCAAUUUAAUCUGCUGUUGGUAAAUGCAUCAAGAUGUGAUUGCAUUUAGAUACUAUGUAAAUUGGAAUUGUCAUUUGCAUUGCCUUUUUGGAAAUGGCUGUGGUGGCGUGCAUAUAGACAAAUAUAUUAAUGAAAUCAUGCUUGGACAUUGCAAAAACUGGAUUUUUUUUCAGAAAGUUGAAAAAAGCUAUUUUUCUACAUACCAUGUUUCCUAGGAUUUAGGGUAUAGGAGUAAAUGUCAGGGACAAGUUUUCUAAUCGAUUAAGUUAUUUAUUGGACAAUUUUAUAGCAUGAGUUAUGUGCGACUGGUUUUGUCAAAUUAUAAAUCGUUGUUACAAACGUUCACAAGGAAAGUCACACAUUGCUUCUCCCUAGAUUAUCUUUCAACCCACUUUCUUUGGCCAAUGGUUUGGAAAAAAAUCCCUUCAUAAAAAAAUCAUUAAUGGUUGCUGUUAUCCUGAACUACAGUAAUUUACGUAGUUUGCAACCCUUUGUAAAUCAAUUGCUGAAUUAAGGCUUCCCCACACUGUAUCAGGCAGGUUAGGUUAGCAUAGGAGGUGAAGGUCCCAGGACUGCUUCAGUUAUCACACGCCACUAAUGCUGGCCACGGCCGAGGAUCGGAAUUCGGGUCGCCAAGUUUAAAACACAUGGUGCCAAACACUGCAUCAUCUAUUCCUCCAACCAGCAGGGCCAAAUACAAGAUAACCUGCCUUUGCCACCACACUUCUACUUUUGGUUGUCCACCAUAUCUUCACUCCAGUCACCCUACACUACAGCUCCACAGUAGAACUCCCCACAGUGCCACUCAAAACCUCCUCUCUAUACCAAGGACGAGGGCCGUCGCUGCCAGGCAUCGUUUCUCCGUGGCAGCCCCC